CUUAACCUAACUCUGGAGAGCCUGUGUUCGAAUGUCCCCAUAUUGCUGUUCCACAGAACUGAACAGUGUUAACUUUCUAUAGUGUGGUAUAUUCAUCCCAAACUCUCCCGUGAGCAAUGUUCAAUGAUAAUUAAUAUUUAUUCAUUUCUUAACUGGUCAAAAUGAAGAAUGCUGAAUAUUUUGACACCGUAAUGUUAUGUUGCAGACACCAAGUGACCUGACUGAACCCUCUGGAGACCAUGAAUGGAAUGAUAGAUACACUUCAUCCUUACAACAGACACCAAGUGUUCCGAUCCUGAUGAAACCUUUUGAAGAUCAAGAAAGGAGUGGAAGAUCCACUUCUUCCUUACAACAGACACCAAGUGACCUGACUGAACCCUCUGGAGACCAUGAAUGGAAUGAGAGAUCCACUUCAUUCUUACAACAGACACCGAGUGACCUGACUGAACCCUCUGGAGACCAUGAAUGGAAUGAUAGAUACACUUCAUCCUUACAACAGACACCAAGUGUUCCGAUCCUGAUGAAACCUUUUGAAGAUCAAGAAAGGAGUGGAAGAUCCACUUCUUCCUUACAACAGACACCAAGUGACCUGACUGAACCCUCUGGAGACCAUGAAUGGAAUGAGAGAUAAAUUCUCAAAAUUCUCAAAUUUUCAAAAUUCUCAUUAUUUCCUGGAAUAUCUUAUUUUGAUUAUUUUAUUUUUCCAUUUUUAAUAAAUAAUGCCUUCUUUUACAGGUGGGAAUAAGAGACGCACGUGGACAGAUUAUGAAGUGAAGGCUGUUGAGCGACAUAUGUUUGAUUUCAUAACAAGCCAUAAAGUUUCAGGUAAAACGA
Messenger RNA from Hippocampus zosterae (dwarf seahorse), 834 nucleotides. RefSeq names its product cell surface glycoprotein 1-like. The transcript is spliced from 6 exons. The record is from RefSeq and is a predicted model, not a curated record. Bases 197 to 631 code for a protein of 144 amino acids. NCBI's taxonomy places the organism in Eukaryota, Metazoa, Chordata, Actinopteri, Syngnathiformes, Syngnathidae.